AAAAUUUAUUUUUUUUUGGUGGUGUACCGUGAAAUUGCUGCGACCCAAGUGGGUCAUUUGAGUAAAAUUUCCCAUUAGAUCGUGUUAAGAAAGCGCCACCUCUGAUUUUUUCUCAGGUUUAGGACCGAGUUUCGGGUUUAGUUUUGUAGGCUCAAACAAAUUUCGGGCCGGCCCAAGCCCGAAACCCCUAAAUCUGAGAUCCAUUCUAUUCUUUUCUUCUUUCGUUCUCCAUCGUUCACUUGAGCUCCACGGGAACCGAAAUACGCCGGCGAACAGGGUAUCGGCCUCCACUCUCUUUGCGUUUCAGAAUUAGGGUUUUCGGAAGGUACACAUUUCACAGGCGCUACGUAACGUUGCUUUUUUUGCGGAGUGUAUUUGGACGAGGCGGAUCUCCAGCGGUCGACCUGUUAUGUCGUCGUCGGCGGCGGAGAUGGAUGCAAACAAGGUGGAGUUGAAGGUGUACAAUUCGAUGACGCAGCAGAAGGAGGUUUUCAACCCGAUCGAGCCCGGUAAAAUCGGCAUGUACGUCUGUGGUAUCACCGCCUACGAUUUCAGCCAUCUCGGCCACGCUCGUGCAGCUGUUUCCUUCGACAUCCUUUACAGAUACUUACUGCAUUUGGGCUAUGAAGUUACAUAUGUCCGGAAUUUUACAGAUGUUGAUGACAAGAUAAUCAAACGUGCUAAUGAGCGUGGGGAAAACCCGUUAGAUUUGAGCAAUAGAUAUUGUGAAGAAUAUCUUAUUGAUAUGGGUGCUCUUCAAUGCCUUCUUCCCACCCACCAGCCUUGUGUCAGCAGCCAUAUGGAACAGAUCAUAGAGAUGAUAGAAAAGAUCAUAGAGAAAGAUUGUGGGUAUGUAGUGGAUGGUGAUGUGUUCUUCUCUGUUGAUAAGUCACCAAAGUAUGGCCAAUUAUCUGGACAAAAGUUGGAGCAUACCAGAGCUGGUGAACGUGUUGCUGUUGACUCAAGGAAGCGCAACCCAGCCGACUUUGCCCUAUGGAAGGCUGCAAAACCUGGUGAGCCACACUGGGAGAGUCCUUGGGGUCUGGGAAGACCUGGGUGGCACAUAGAAUGUAGUGCAAUGAGUGCCCAUUAUCUGUCUCCAAGAUUUGACAUUCAUGGUGGUGGCAUAGAUCUGAUCUUUCCUCAUCAUGAGAAUGAGAUUGCACAAUCUUGUGCCGCUUGUGAGAACAGUGGUGUGGCUUACUGGUUGCAUAACGGGCACGUCACUAACAAUAACGAGAAGAUGUCAAAAUCAUUGGGCAAUUUUUUCACAAUUCGAGAUAUCACUGCUAGGUACCAUCCUCUGGCGCUGAGACACUUCUUGAUUAGUGUUCAGUAUCGGUCUCCUCUAAAUUAUUCUCUCUGGCAGCUGGAGAGUUCAUCGGAUGCUUUGUAUUAUAUUUACCAGACUUUACAAGAUCUUGUUGAUGCUCUGUUGCCAUAUCGAGAAGCCAUGUCUGAAGAUGGGGGAAAGGCUCGACUAACUUCAGAAGCAAAAGACAUCAUGGACAAGCUAAAAAGCGAGUUUGAAGGUAAAAUGUCAGAUGACUUGAACACGGCUCAUAUACUUACGGGUGCUUUCCAAGAUGUAUUGAAAUUCAUCAACAGUUCACUGGGCAAGCUCAAGAAAACGCAACAGAAGCAGCGCAUGUCACUGAUUCUGUCCCUCACCGAAGUUGAAAAAACAGCGAGAGAGAUUCUGGAUGUCCUCGGUCUGCUGUCUAACCUCAGCUAUGACGAGUUUCUGAAGGAGUUGAGGCAGAAGGCACUGGUAAGGGCAGGACUGGAGGAAGAAGACAUAUCACGUAUGAUCGAGGAGAGGACAAGAGCUCGGAAGAACAAGGAGUUUGAGAGAAGUGAUCAGAUUAGAGCGGAGUUAACGGUCAAGGGAAUAGCACUCAUGGAUAUAGGGAGGGAGACGGUAUGGAGACCGUGUGUCCCUUCUAAACAAGAAGACGAGAAACCGGAAAUAAAAGAGGCGCCUCCUACCGAACAAGAGAAGAAAUCGCAGCCCGAGUCGAGUUAAGCCUUCUGAUGCAAUUGUGGUGUAUGUUGUUACUCUUUUAACCCUAAGAAUUUUGUUAUGCAUCAAUACUUUAGAAUGAUUUCCUCGAACGCCCAUAACAGCUCGGAUUCUUGAUACGUUAAUGGUUCAUAAACGCCGGUGAACUCA
Molecule: messenger RNA, 2173 nt
Organism: Tarenaya hassleriana
Lineage: Eukaryota; Viridiplantae; Streptophyta; Magnoliopsida; Brassicales; Cleomaceae
Product: cysteine--tRNA ligase 2, cytoplasmic-like
Exons: 9
Coding region: 410-2026 (538 amino acids)
Biological process (GO): cysteinyl-tRNA aminoacylation
Cellular component (GO): cytoplasm
Molecular function (GO): ATP binding; cysteine-tRNA ligase activity
Source: RefSeq, a predicted model, not a curated record